CCACCUCGAGAAAUCGUUACUUUGUAUCCAGGUUUCGUACAGGCUACAGACAACAAGAAAAUUGCAGAUAUAUCGAGUAAUAAACGGGUGCGGCAAACCGGACUGUAAAGACUCAGCCAGAGAUAGAGCAAGGUAUCGUGACUGGCGAUUCAAUGACCAAGCAGGUACCUCUCACCCACAGGAGCCACCGUGCCACAACGCGGGGCACGUACCGAUACAUGUCAUUUACGAGGCCCACGUCCUUCGGUCCGCUGUCCGCUGUUUCUAUCCUUGGAUCUUUGGGGUGCUCGUGUGCACUGUCGCCCGCCGCCGUGCGCAUCGCCUUCGCCCUCGCCGCCGCUGUCGGGUCUCUGGCGCCGCUCCUCUUAUCCUUGAGGUACAGUCUUGCAGAGUACCUACACUAUUAUCGCUGCUCACUGUGGCUGUGGCUGUGGCAUCCGCCUUUCGGAGACAGGCCGGAAGCCCAAGAAGAGAUAUUCCAGGUCCUAGAGUUGGUCCCGUUCCAGACCGCUUUCGAUAAAAGGGCCCUGGAACUCUGAUGCCCAAAAACGGCUGCUGAUGAGUUGGUGUCCAGUCGAUUUUUCGU
Messenger RNA from Colletotrichum acutatum, 586 nucleotides. RefSeq lists its product as uncharacterized. Bases 153 to 539 code for a protein of 128 amino acids. The record is from RefSeq and is a predicted model, not a curated record. Lineage: Eukaryota; Fungi; Ascomycota; Sordariomycetes; Glomerellales; Glomerellaceae. The transcript has a single exon.